AUGAGUAAAUUAUCGUUUCGGGCACGGGCGCUGGACGCUUCCAAGCCACUACCCGUCUUCCGUUGUGAGGAUUUACCCGACCUGCACGAAUAUGCAUCUAUUAACCGGGCAGUGCCGCAGAUGCCGACGGGGAUGGAGAAAGAAGAGGAAUCGGUAUGUUUUAUAGUUCGAAAAUCUGCAAAUAAACAUUUCUCCUUAUUUUAAUAUUUUGAGGAUCUCCUCUUUUUUUCUGCGCAUGUUAGCACAAAAUGGCCGCACAUUUUAUGUUAAAAAAGACGACGAAAAUGUGGUGUAGAUACCGUGCUAACAAUAAAUGAAUACAUUUUCCAGAUCACUAAAGAUGAAUUAUUUAUAUAUAUUAUUCGAUAUUCUGGUUUUAGUUGGUUGUUUUCGCUGGAGAUUAUUUUCUAAGUACAAAGGAAUCACGUGACUCCCGUGAAUCCGACAUUUUGUUGACAGUCUUUGGGAUGGGCCUUGUCUGUCGGCGUAAUGGCAAAGGACGGGUGCAAGGGGGAGCUAAUGAUCAGAAAUUAUUUAUGUGCCUGUGUGAAGACGAUACUGGCGGAAAAAUUAAAACAUUGCGUGCCUUGCAUAGAGAAGGUCCCUGUUUUUAGAUUAAACAAAGCUACCUAAGCGUGCACGCAAACUAUGUAUUGACUCACAUGCUGAAGUAUUAGCCAACGGAUGGAUGAGAGCAAUCACUACUUGGUCCACUGUUUUGCUUUACUUUUAAUUAUCAUAUGAUUGGCUGAUUACAAUGUGUAUUUUUCAUGCCACCUAGGCUAAUAUUUGGCUUUACCCCCAAUGUUUCAUGUCCCAGCAAGUGUUGGCUACGCACGUGGCCUUGUUAUGCUGUGGACGUUUGUACCUGUCAAAAUGACAUGUAAGCCUCGGUGGUGUUUUUGUAAUGAAAUCAAAGUUUAGUGGUCGUGUACACAGUUUCACAGAUGCUAUUGCGGGUGCAGCGAAAUACUUGUUACUAGCUCCUAACAGUGCAGCAAAGAUGUCAAAUAAGUACACAAAUAAUUAUCAGAAACAAUAAAUCAUGCGUCUUGGGCCCUGUAUGUGUUUACAUUUCAAUGCAACUUGUAUAACCUGCUUUUUAGUUGAUUUAAAUGUGUAUAUAUAUAUAUAGUAUCUAUACAUGCCAUGCUUCAGUUGAAACAUGCCCCCUUAUUUAAUGACCGUUGGAAUUUGCUGUCAACCCAUUUCUAGGGAUAGCCUUCUGUUAGUUGAGGAACGCGCAAAUCUGUCGAGGCUGGAGUUGAGUUUCGAUAACUGCUCAAUUUGCUAGCAACAACAUUGAGUCACCACCAUCAGUCGAUUCAUGUAAAAAUGUAAAUUCUAUGUUUGUCCUGUACAACUGCAGUCAUUUCGCGUGUGCUUCAAAUUCAUACUUUUAAUAAAAACUAAUGUCGAAUUCAACCACUGACUUUUUCUUAAUUUGUGGUGCUCAACUCAAUUGAAUCGGCCAGUGCAAUUUGGGAUCUCUGGGACGUCCAUAGCUUAACCCUUACCUAACCUGAACUCCUACAUAACCAUUUAAAAUGUCAAUUUCAAUGGGGACGUACAAAGGAUCCCAGAUAGCAUGGAUACAAUUGAAUCUCGCAAAAAAAUGUAUAUUAAAAGUAUGAAUUUCACCACCCUGCGGAAGGACAGCAGUUGUACAGGACAAACAGGUACAGGUAAGUGUUUUCAGAAUUGAUAUUUUUGCAAGAAUCGACUGAUGGUAACUCAAUGUUGUUGCUAGCAAAUCCCGUGACCAGUUAUCAAAACUCAACUCCACCUCAAUAUAAGAGAACAUAGUUGAGCCUUCCUCAGCUAGCCUUCUGCGUGUGAAGUUAUAAUUAAGGUGCGAUGCUCCCCCUCUCCCUGCAGACCUGUUUUCAUUUAAUUGCAUAUUUCGACUUGAAUGUGUUAAUUUAUUUAUGGCCAGGACAUAUCUUCAUGACACUCCUCUAUUACACAAUGUAUCUUAUUGCUCUCUGAGGCUUGGUGUCAGCCAGAGGUUCAGUGUGUUAGGCAGCCACCACAGCUGUGGUAAACUAGUGGCACGCAGUGCACAGUAGGAGUCCCAGCAAAGAGGCCCCUUUAACAAAUAGUGCCCCACAUUGGAGGUGUCAUGAUACCCAUAAAACCUAGCUGUCCAACAGGGAAAUGGUUCUAAUGGCUGCUAGGUUUUAUGGAUAUUAUGACUCAUACUGUGAUACUCUUUAAGUCUCCACUCCAGUCAACUGAAAUGUACUGUUGUCACGGUAACAGAAUUUGGACUUCGUUACCAGGUUUAGUAUCACAAUACUUGAUACCAUCAAGAUAGAAUGUACCAAAACGAUACAAUGGUAAAAACAAAAUGGCAUAUUAACCAGUCACAUAAUGGCACUUGAUGCAGACAUAAACUCUGCUACAGCUCUGUUCAAUUGUUGGGCAUCUUUUGAGUUCAAUAUCAUUACAUUAUAAUUUUUUACGUACAUUUUUCAGACAUCCAUGUAUGCAUUAAUGAAUCAAUCAUGCAAUCAGUUUGACUUUGGCAAUCACAAUCUAACUACAUAACGGUUAUCAUUUAUUUGAAUGAUCAAUCUCUAUUGAUAAACUGGGUAACUCAAGAUGUAGCCUAGGCAUAGCCACAAUAUAGGUGAAUGCGUAUUCAAUAGGCGUGUGUGCAUGCAUUUAGUAAUUGAGCUUGUUUUUGCUGAUGUCAUCUGUAGCCCCAUUAUCCCUUAUAUUUUGGACUUAUUUUAUUGUACUGAACAACAUUUGCAUAGAAAAAAAUGUGCGCUGUCUUUUUAACCAGUAAUGACAUCAAGGCAAGAGGGGAGUGGCCUGUCGGAGGCAAUAGAGCUCACCAGCUUGUACUCCUAAAACCGGGAAAUUAGUUAGAAUCUGGUUCGUUCAGCCAUCCCUAUGGGGAAAGAAUAGGGUUUCGGAAUAAACACAGAAAAUAAGGUCUAAAGUUAACACAGGCUUAGAUCUUAUACGUUUGGUUCUAUGAGAUAAUACCAGUCAGUUAACAUGACCUUUAUGAAUUAUGACAACUGUGCUUUUUUUAAAUAACAAAUUCACAGUGAUGUUAGCUGAUGAAGAUUCUCAUAGAAAAAAACCUAUAAGAUCUCCUAAGCCCAUGUUUAUCAAAUACCUUAUUUUCAGCGGUUAUCUAAAAACCCUACAAAAACACAAUUUCCCUCAGGGAAACGAACCCACAUCCCUGCCGGCCAAACCCUCCCCUACCUUGGACGACGCUGGACCAAUUGUGCGCCGCCCAUGGGUCUCCCAGUCGCGGCCGGCUGCGACAGAGCCUGGACUCGAACCAGGAUCUCUAGUGGCAGCUAGCGCUGCGAUGCACUUGUCCAACGAACCAUGGCGGAGUUGGUGCCUACAAAAAGACGCCAUUACUAUUUCUCUCCAUAGAUCAUCUUUGGGAGAAAUGUGAGGGAGAUAUACCAAAUAAGUUAAUGAAUAAAGAUUUAGGUGGCAAUAAGCUUUGAAAUCAGCUUAUUUUGCGUUUGCAUACAGUGCAUUAGGAAACUAUUCAGACACCUCUACUUUUUCCACAUUUUGUUACGUUACAGCCUUAUUCUGAAAUUGAGUAAGUAGUUUUCCCCCUCAUAUCUACACACACUACCCCAUAAUGAUAAAGCAAAAACUGUUUUUUAAAUACAUUUUUUGAAAUUUCCUAUAAAUAAAAAACUUAAAUAUCACAUUUUACAUAAGUAUUCAGACCCUUUACUCAGUACAUUGUUGAAGCACCUUUGGCAGCGAUUACAGCCUCGACUUCUUGGGUAUGACGCUACAAGCUUGGCACAUCAGUAUUUGGGGAGUUUCUCCCAUUCUUCUCUGCCAAUCCUCUCAAGCUCUGUCAGGUUGGAUGGGGAGCGUCGCUGCACAGCUAUUUUCAUGUCUCUCCAGAGAUGUCCGAUUGGGCUCAAGUCCGUGCUCUGGCUGGGACACUCAAGGACAUUCAGAGACUUGUCCCAAAGCCACUCCUACGUUGUCUUGGCUGUGUGCUUAGGGUCGUUGUCCUGUUGGACGGUGAACCUUCGCCCCAGUCUGAGGUCUUGAGCGCUCUGGAGCAGGUUUUCAUCAAGGAUUUCUCUGUGCUUGGCUCCGUUCAUCUUUCUCUCAAUGCUGACUAGUCUCCCAGUCCCUGCCACUGAAAAACAUCCCCACAGCAUGAUGCUGCCACCAUCAUGCUUCACCGUAGGGAUGGUGCCAGGUUUCCUACAGACGUGACGCUUGGCAUUCAGGCCAAAUAGUUCAAUCUUGGUUUCAUCAGAGCAGAGAAUCUUGUUUCUCAUGGACAGUGCCCUUUAGGUGCCUUUUGGCAAACUCCAAGUGGGCUGUCAUGCCUUUUACUAAGAAGUGGCUUCCGUCUGGCCACUCUACUAUAAAGUCCUGAUUGGUGGAGUGCUGCAGAGAUGGUUGACCUUCUGGAAGGUUCUCCCAUCUCCACAGAGGAACUCUGGAGCUCUGUCAGAGUGACCAUCGGGUUCUUGGUCACCUCUCUGACCAAGGCCCUUGCUCAUUUUGGCCGUGCGGCCAGCUCUAGGAAGAGCCCUGAUGGUUCCAAACAUUUAAGAAUGAUGGAGGCCACUGUGUUCUUGGGGACCUUCAAUGCUGCAGAAAUGUUUUGGUACCCUUCCCCAGAUCUGUUCCUCAACACAAUCCUGUCUUGGAGCUAUACGGACAAUUCCUUCGACCUCAUGGCUUGGUUUUUGCUCUGACAUGCACUGUCCACUGUGGGAGCUUUUAUAUAGACAGGUGUGUGCCUUUCCAAAUCAUGUCCAAUCAAUUGAAUUGACCACAGGUUGACUCCAAUCCAGUUGUAGAAACAUCUCAAGGAUGAUAAUGGAAACAGGAUGCACCUGAGCUAAGUCUCAAAGCAAAGGGUCUGAAUACUUAUGUAAAUAAGGUAUUUCUGUUUAUUUUUAAUAAAUAUGCAAACAUUUCUAAAAACCUGGUUUUGCUUUGUCAUGGGGUAUUGUGUAUAGAUUUAUGAUGAGGGGGAGGGAACUAUUUCAUCCAUUUCAGAAUAAGUCUAACGUAACAAAAUGUGGAAAAAGUCAAGGGGUCUGAAUACUUUCCGAAUGUACUGUAUUAUCACAAACAAUGCUAGCAAGGAAAGUUAGCCUACAAAUCUAGAAGCUACCGGUACCUUCUUGCACUGUAAAGUGUUAUAGCCUAUAUGGACAUUGCUUUGCGAACAGUAAUUAAGUUUAAACAUUUCUACAUGCCGUGUCACAUUAUUCAAGUGUAUUAACUUAUGUGCAGUAUGAGUGGGGAGCUAACAUGAUGCAGCCAGUGAGUAAGUGGAAUAGGCACAGUGCAUGCUAUAAUAAGGGGUUGGCUGCACUGAUAUAUACAGGCUUGAUCAGGGCAGCACAUUUGACAAAAGUACCAAAAGUAACAUUCUAGUACUGAACAGUUUUUCAUGUAUACAGUUUCGGUAUACUAUGCAACAAUCGUGUUCAGUAAAAGAGGCAUGCAACGAUAUGAGUGGUUUGUUUAUUCAUGCAGAAUACUGAGCAUACUGUCAGAGGAGCUGUCAGGCAAGUGACCCGCUUCUCAGUGACUGGCAUGAGAAACGAGAUGAGCAUGGUAUCCACCUUAUGUCACGAAGAUAUUUUGAGGAAUGGAUGUUGUAGCUUGUAUACUAUGUGUAUGCCUUCUAGUUGAUUGCCCAUUAGACUUUUUCAACCUGGCUUCUCAACUUUUUAUAACACCUAUGCACAGCAAUUGGCCAGACCUCAACCAUUCAUGGUUACCUUUUUAUUUUGUGAUGUCUUUGGUUUACCAUAGUGGAAUUCUCUUGAGUUAUGAUUGGUGGGUGUAAAACAACUCCUUCUGCACGUGUGAACUGUUUGUCAGUCCAGACAGCCAGUGUUUAUGUUGGGUGAACUCACAGUCACCGGGUCAUUGUCUGAGACAGGGUGCAGAGGGAAUUGGUGGGAUCUGUUGAUUUGUCUGAGUGCCAGUUUUCCUUGAACACACAUGUUGGCAGUCCACCAGUUUCUCACUGCUGUGACCUCAUUCACCUGGAAUGUGUUGCGUAGUGAUACCGAUAUCAGGUGUAAAAUGGUUUCACCACCACGCAUGCAUGACUGCUUAUGAACUGUUAUCCUUGAACCCGUAGCCUACAAUUUCUGUGGCCCCGCGGAAAUCUAAUUAACAUAAUAAUAAAAAUCCCCAUCAAAAUCUGUUUUUAAGCUAAGCUGCGUCUCAAUCUACCACAUCUGCCGAUAUCGCCCUUCCGCAUCUGCGUUGAAAGGUGGCAGAGCUAGAGGGGUGUUUGUCAGACCAUUAGACAUCCCGGAAAUCGGUCUUCUCACAAAAACAUCUGUAGCGUCCGAAUGGUUUGGCCUACAAAGUAGUAUGACCACUCUAUUGAAAGAUGAGACUCUCACGAACACGAUGGCGUUUUGCUAUUGGACGCCCACAAGCCUCAAGACUCCUCUAAAGGUCCUCGGUACAAGUUGGAAAAAAAUAUCGAAGUAUAUAUGGAGAUGGUUUAGUACCUAAAAUAAGGGGAUAAAUACAUGACGAAAAAAAUCUAAAUAGUUUCCUGAUCUUUCUUAUCUCUCAGACACUUCAGAACAAACUUCCUUUAGCUUUUUUUUUGUGACUGUUGUUCCAUGUAGUGAAUCUGUUAUUCAAUGAAUUUCUAUUGGCUAAUAGCAGUAAUGGCAAAUUCAAUGUCUCAUCCAAUAUAUUUUUUUAAAUAUUCAUUUGAUACCUUAAGGGGUCAUAAAAUACAAAAUCAAAUAUCUAAAUUAUCCUUGGUGUAUGACCAUCUUAAAGCAAUUCCAUAUGUUAGCAAAGAACCCCCCCCUGCCUACACAUGCUGCUCCAGAGCCGCCAGUACUGUUCUUCCUUCAGACAAGCAUGCGUCAAAACACUUAAUCUGCACAAUGUCUCUCGUUCACAUUCGCUUGUAAAUGUCCAAACUCAACAAAAAUGACAUUCGGUAGCUCCUGUCUAUUAAAUGUAUAACUUUAUGAGCUUGAUUGCCUGUCUUUGCAAUUUGUUUAUUUUUGUUUGCGCUCAUUAGCAUGUUUAGCUAGAAGCCCCCAUGGAAGUUCGCUAUUACUUGUGCUAAUUUUGUUGUCAUGCUGGUAAUAGACGCCCAGUGGGCUUUUUUAAACAUUUUUUGGCUCCCCCUUAUGUACUUAGGUGGUAAUACCGUAUAUCCCAACCCUACUUGCCAUAUAUUUUCAAGUAGCUUUAAGUCAAAACUGUAACUGCCACUCAGGAACAUUCACCGUCUUCUUGGUAAGCAACUCGUGUAGAUUUGGCCUUGUGUUUUAGGUUAUUGUCCUGGUGAAUUCAUCUCCCAGUGUCUGGUGUAAAGCACACUGAACCAGGUUUUCCUCUAGGAUUUUGCCUGUGCUUGGCUCCAUUCAGUAAAAAAAAAUUUAUCCUGGAAAAACUCCCCAUUCCUUAAAUAUAAGCAUACUCAUAACAUGAUGCAGCCACAACUAUGCUUGAAAAUAUGGAGUGUUACUCAGUAAUGUGUGGUAUUGGAUUUGCCCCAAACAUUAACACUUUGUAUUGAAAUGCUUUGCCAUUUCUUUUGCAGUAUUUCUUAAGUGCCUUGUUGCAAACAGGAUGCUUGUUUUUGAAUAUUUGUAUUCUGUACAGGCUUCCUUUUCAUUCUGUCAAUUAGGUUAGUAUAGUGGAGUAACUACAAUGUUGAUCCAUCCUCAAUUUUCUUUUAUCUCAGCCAUUAAACUCUUUAACUGUUCUAAAGUCACCAUUGUCCUCAUUGUGAAAUCCCAGAGUGGUUAGAAAGGAUGCCAGUAUCUUUGUAGUUACUGGUUGUAUUGAUAAAACCUCCCUGGUCUUUGUGGUUGAAUCUGUUUGAAAUUCACUGCUGGACUCCGGGACCAUACGGGUAAUUGUAUGUGUGGGGUGCAAAGAUGAGGUAGUCAUUCAAAAAUCAUGUCAACCACUAUUAUUGCACUGUGAGUCUAUGCAACUUACUUGUUAAGCACAUUUUUACUCCUGAACUUAUUUAGGCUUGUCAUAACAAAGGGGUUGAAUACUUAUUGAUUCAAGACAUUUAAGAUGUUCAUUUUAGUAUCAAUUUGUAAAAAUUUCCUAAAAUAUAAUUCCACUUUGACAUUAUGGGGUAUUGUGUGUAGGCCAGUGAAAAUCUCAUUUUAGUCCAUUUUAAAUUUAGUCUAACACAACAAUGUGGAAAAGGUCAAGGGGUUGAAUACUUUCUGAAGGCACUGUAGUUAUUGCGUCUUUAGAUUCCCCCUCUUUAAGUUUCUAACAGAGAUUUGAAUCUCUGUCACAUAUGGAACUGCUAUCAGGUGAGCUGUUUAGAAUGGUGUUUUGCCGCGAAUUGCAUUUUGGCAAAUGUUUGAAAAUGUACAUGAACUUUUAGAAAUAAUGGAUGACGCAGCAUCCGUUAAGCAAAUUCAUACUUUCUCAUCUUUUGGUUAGUUCGAUAUUUACCGACGCGACCCAGUCGUUUGUUCUUUAUGUUCUGGUGCCAUGCUCAGUGGCAACGUUCUUAUCCCUUCAUGUUCAUCACUCACCACAUUAGGUCAUCAGAUGCUCCCAAAAAAUGCCUCUGCAAAAACAAAUCAAUGCUAGCUGGCUGUUCCCCCCCCCCCCCCCCCCUCGUUGUACCUGCGUUUACAAUGUAUCCAAGAGAUCACCAGAGAUCUGUAUAUAGUGAUGAGAUGCUCAUGUCGCCGCCCUUAACAAUGGGGGGAGUCGUCCCAAAGGCGGGAAGGCAGGUGACAAGCUUAGGUCCAAAAUAAGCCCAUAGAAACGCUUUGGGCUUAUUUUGGACAAGUUUUGGUGAGAGUAAACCUCUUGCUUCACUUCUUCCACAGUUUCCACACACCAAGCCCCUCCCCCUGCCACUCAAACAACAAAGAUGAGAGAUCACUUCCUCUGACAAGUGGUUUCAACUCGCUAUUUGCAUUUUGAGGUUUGGUCCAACAGAAUGAGUCAUAUGGACACCGAAACACGAGACAUUUUACUGUAAUAGAUCAGUUUACUUUUCUAACGAUACCCUUUUUAUGUCUGAACUGCUCAAAUUGCACGCAGAGCAGACACUACUAAAAUGGAAGUAUCAAUUAACGUUGAUUCUGAAAAAUGAACACUCGGUUAGUCGCACCAUGUACCGCUAGCAGCAUAUUAGCUAAAGACUGUUAUACUAGCUGUCUAGUCUGUUUUACAAAUGUGCAAUAAGCAUAAAACACAAUUUAUUUAAGGAAUUGGCAACUCGAUCUCAUUCCGAGAAAUAAAGCAGGCCGUUUCAACAUCUGAACAAAGUGUACAGGUUAACAUGCUGUUAAACAUUUUGAGAAGGACAGAAGGGUUUGUUCAUAACAACUAAAAAGUUCUGCCUUGUUAGCAUGCAAAUAGACCCAAGUUGGCUAAACUUUAAAUUUAAGGAUUUGUAUAUAGAUUAGCUGGCUACUCACUAGCAUGUGGGUUUGUGCUUGAGGGAUCGUUUUGAGACCUGUGUUCAUUUUCUAUAAUGCCUGCUACAAGAAGUGAAUUUGCAUUAUGCAUGGUUCUGGUAAAAAUGUGUAACAAAGGGCAUUUUCAUAGACUUGAAAGCCAGAUCAGUGAUUAUUGCAAUAAAGCAGGUUAAACUAUUUUUAUAAAAUAAUUAAAUGAUUAGUGUCUAAUUGGUGUGGAAGGCUUUUAUUUUGCCUAGGUAUAAUUUCACAAGCCCUGAAUUCAUUAGAUUAUUGCUGACUGAUUUUGAAAUUCAUUGUAUCCAACCUUUAAUUGUACAACACAGCUUAUUUAGAGAGAACAUUUAAACAGUUUUAGAUUGAAAUUGUGAGUCGGCCAUGAAUGUGAAAAGAUCAAGAUUUUUAGGCCAUAUCUCUCGCCCCUCAGACAGGUGUUGAGCCUGAGUGAGGUUAGCCCAGGGGCUGUAUGUAUCAAGAGUCUCAGAGUAGAAUUGCCAAUUUUAGGCUCAGUUUUGCAUUGUAGAUCACAAUGACAGAAAGGGACCUGAUCCUAGAUCAGCACUCCUACUCUGAGACGCUUAUGAUAUACGACCCCAGAUGGUUUCCAGGAAACAAUUUAGUAACAGGAGCAAAGCUAGGCUGCAUAACUAGGGUGCAUCCCAAAUUACACCCUAUUCCCUAUAUAGUGUACUACUUUUGACCAGGGCCCAUAGAGCUCUGGUCAAAUGUAGUGCACUAAAUAGGGCUCCAUUUGGGAGACAUCCAGUCUCACAGUGGUAAAGUUACAUAGAAUGAGUUAUUCUCUCUAGACAUGUGCUGCUAUUCCGUGGCCCCGUCAGUCACUGUCCCCUGUGGCUGUCCAUGUUAAGUGUGUAACGAUUCACCAAACCCACAGUUCGGAAUGUAUUGCGAUGUUCGUAUUGUAGUUUGAGUACUUUCACGAGGUGCUGAAACUCCCUAUUUUUCUCAACCACAGAGAAUGGGCGCAUAUCCGUGGCUAUAAUCAUACCUAUCGUCCUUGUAAUGUCUUUGGCCCAGUCCGAUUCAGCUGCCAGAAGGGGACGAAGGGGGGAGACGACGUUCUUGUUUUUAUGCGUUUCAGCCUUGCACCGAUGGUAGGAAUACUGGAGGGGAUGUCGGCUUAAAUGUGUCAAUGUUUGAGACGUUUGCAGCUGCAUAUGCUAUUCUCGUUGAGCAGUGGCAAAAUACUCUCUCUGUCCAUCGCCGUUGUAACCUACUGGGAAGCCAAAAUGUUCCCAAACUGGAGAUUUAAACUAUGAUGGAGAAUCCUCCUGGUUUAUCGACCCCACCACUCGCCAUCGUACUGCGCCUCACAAAAGGACAGUUUGAAAUGCGGCGAUUGAUUGAAUUUGAGCUGAAAUGUUUUUUUAUAAGCUCAUUUACUGAAAAGGCAUACAAUGCAGUGAAAGCAUAGCCUAUAGUCCUAGUGUAUUUGUAUUCCUUAUAUAACCAUUUUUAUGUAUUAAUUCGUGUUCACAGUGCAGACUGAAACAAGGUCCCCGUACUGAACGGUUCGAAUAUGUGUACCGCUAAUGUUAAGUGGCAUUUACAGGGUCUGGGACAGUAGCUGCCUGGUAGGCAGGCAGGCCAGGAGCAGCAGUAGUGGACCGCCAGAGUGGACAGACCUUGACAGUGAUCGAUACGCUUAUUUAAAGGGCUAUUUCUAGACUGUUGCAGUCUGGAGGAGGAAGAGACAGAUGGUGGAUGGGCCAGGCCAGGCUGGCUAUUUUUGUUGUGGUAGUAGCCGCAAUUCAACUAGUCUAUUAUCCACUAGCCCAUUUCCAUCGCUAGGGAAGUAGCCUAUAAAAAUGGUGUUUGAUUACGUUUGGCAGCCUGUGUAUUUUUCUGAGGCUGCAGUUCUAGGCCUAUAUAAAACAUUUUAUAGAGGAGAAUAAUCAGCCAGUGGUUUGUGUUUUAGCUUGCUCAUGCUCUCUGGGGCUUUGAUUCAGUGAAAAUGUACCGAAACCUCCUGCUAGGUCAUUAUCAGGGCCGGGACGAUACUAGUAUCGCGAUACUCAUUAGUAUCGUGGCAAGGAAACAAAACAAAAAGCGAAUCUAACUUCUUUAGGUCCUAUUAUUGGGAACAAACAUGUCAUCCAGAGUUAUUUAUUUAAGCUUUAACACAGAAUAUUUUACAUACAGCAGGUUUUUAAAGGACCAAAGAGUCUGGUCUGCUUCGGGUUUUCAAUUUUGCCGUGAAAAAGAUAUUGCGAUACUGGUAUCGUCAUGGCCCUAGUUAUUAUGAAAGUACACAGUCUGGAAGGGUCAAAGCCUUGGUGGUGACUGAAAUGCCACCCUAUAUAGUGCUCUACUUUUGACCAGAGCCCUAUGGCCAUUUCGGUCACUGCAAAGGCUUUGAAUAAAUGCAAUGGGAACUUAAGUUACUGAACAGUGUGCCUAGAAGCAGAAUAGCCUAUAUAGGAGCUCGCCUUUGUAGCAGUCCAGAGUGUGAAAAUAAAAAUGUGAAUUGGUUGUCAACAGUAAUGUUCUCAGCAAGCCUGGGAGUAGGUUAACCAUCUCUUGACUCCACUGCAAAGCACGUAGACCUAUUAUAAUGCAGAACAAACUUGCAGGCAAGCGCACCAUUUUCAGCCAUUGGCAAGAGAGUAGGGCUGUGUCCCGAUUCUCCACACUUCUCCCAAAGUGUGCAACAUACUCCUCGUCAUGGAUUUAAACGCAUUGGAUUAAUGUAGGUAAGCAUUGGCUGGAGGGAGUUUCCACCACUGUUAUAUCCAUGACGGAGCGUGUGCAAGUGCACACUUUGGUAGAUGGGUGGAGAAUUGAAGUAGCCAAAGAUCCCUGUAGUGCAUUGGUUAGCCUAUCUGUGUGUUGUGACCCUGUCCAUGUUCACUAGUAUUCACACUAAAUGGGCCGGUAUUAAAAUCCAGUCAGUGGUUAUUAGACCCCGACCUAUAAUGUUUUGGGUGGUCCGAUAACAGAUUUUAUGGGGGGCAGCUUACCAAUAUAUCUGCCGAUAUAUACUGUUUUCCAGCUGGGAAAUUAAAGCACAUUUUUUUCCACACUGGCCAUCCAAAAUACCAUUUGUCCAAUGAACAUGAUUAAAAUGUUGAUUUCUUACGUUGUGACAAUAAUGACAUCAUGGUAAUGGCCGUAAGUGUUCAGAUAAGCGUGAGAUUCCUUUUUUCAUCCUAUUUAUUCAAUAUUGGUUAUCGGUGGACUUAGUGGGCGAUACCGCUAUAUUGUUAAAAGGCUAAUAUCGGUAAACCGAUAUCGGUCGUCCUCUAGUGGUUAUUUCCCAUGGUCAUUGGGAAAUAUUUUGUGUGCAAACGGCAAUUAGUUUUUUGAAUAAUUUUUUUCUUUCAAAAACGUUAACGGAGUGUUCCAGAAAUUAAUCAUUGUGCCGAUGAAUGGAGAUUUGACUGCUGCUGAUAGAGCCGGGACGAUGCCAGUAUUGCGAAACUUGUUAGUAUCGUGGCAAGGAAACAAAACAUGAAGCGGAUUCAACUUCUUUAGGAAAACGACCCUAAUGUUAGAAACUCUUCCAGAGUCACAUUAUUUUACAUACAGCAGGUUUUUAAAGGACUAAAGAGUUUGGUCUGCAUUGUGUUUAAAUUUUUUCCAUGGAGAAAACAUUGCAAUACUGGUAUCGUCACAGCCAUAGCUGCUGACGGGGAAACACUUUUCAGAACUCCAGUUGAUAGUGGAUGACGUGUUCCAGAUGGCUCCCUAUUCACUUUAUAGUGCACUUUUAAUCAGGACCAAAGUAUUCCCUAUGUAGUGUAGUACCCUUUACCUGACCUGGUCAAAAGUAUUGCACUAAAUAGGGAAUGGGGUGCCAUUUGGGGGACAGAUGGUGAGAACGCAGAAGAAACAACUCUAGAUUGCCUAGGGCCCCCAGAGCAGUGAAACCAUAAACACACACAUACACUCCGGAGAGAUGAUGUACAGGUCUGGGACUACGCUGUGCUUGUGCUGUGUUGACAGGCUGCCAAGGGCAUGGUGCCCACGUCUGUCUGAGAGCCAGAGGCCCUUUCAUUUUAGUACUGUUGGCCGGCCCGCUCAGACGAGCACCCCCACCGCCCCAGGCCCUGUUCAGAGCCAGAGGACACUGUUCAAACGUGAUUCGCUGCUUUUUUUCCCACUGGUGUUUUGUAGUUAUUUGAAAUGACUGUCAUUUAUUUGGUUGUUGUAAAGUGUAUCUGCCAGGUGCUUGGUCCAAACUAGUCCCCAGACUUUGGAACAGGAACAGGUAUGAGAGUAAGCCUACAAAUUGCCUUGGAUAUAAGUGGAGGAGUGUACGUGGGUUCUGCACCUGGGGAAAAGCCUAUUCAAUCAGUGUGUGACUUUGAUGACCAUUCCAGGACUUUUACUCCUUACUUUCCAAGUCCUGCUGUGUACUUUUUAUUUUCCAGUUCUUUGUUUUUCUAGUACUUUCAAACAAUGAAUAGUUUUGUCACCUGAAAUCUCCUUGAAAAGGAUGCUGUUUCUGUCAGUACUGAUUUCAUGCUUGAUUUGUUCCUGGCCUCAUGGAUCAGAUGGCAGCAGUCGGUGUGACUGUGAUUGAGGUUCACUCUGACUUAUGUGGUCCUCUCUCUAUGCAUCAGUUACCUCAAACUUCCAGCUGACCCUGUCAAUUUAGCUAUCCAAGUGCUCAGACUUUGUUUAAUACAUAUAGUUCCUGUUGAGCAGAGGUAUGUUGUUCAAUCAUUUGCCCUCAUCUCUGUACUUCUCUCUGGUCCUGUGUGGCUCAGAGGGUUUGUUUCCCGCUGGGGCCACCCAUACCAAAAUGUAUGCAUUCAUGAUUAUAAGUCACUUUGCAUAAAGGUGUCUGCUAAAUGGCAUAAAUUAUUAAACUCUUUCUGUCUCUCUAGGAACACCAUCUCCAGAGGGCCAUGUCAGCCCAGUCAGUGUAUGGAGAGAAACACAACAUGGUCAUCCCCGUCCCAGAGGCAGACGGCAACAUCGCCUACUACGAGUCUCUCUACCCCGGGGAGUUCAAGAUGCCAAAGCAGCUUAUUCACAUACAGCGUGAGUAGAGUGGACCUGGCUGCUAGUGAUGGGGGGGGGGGGAUCGAUAGUUAGUAGUUACAUAUUGCAAUAUUAGUUUUGACAAUAUUAUAUCGAUACUUUGACUCCCAAGUAUAGAUUUGUACAAAAAUAGCAUUAGCUAUAUUAGGUCCGGAUGGAUAUUGUCAUCAAUCUGCAUCGUAACAAACCCCCACCUCGCAGCCCAUGCGAUCCCGAACUGUUCAAACUGUUCACACCCAUCUUGUUGGCAGAGAGGAAAAAUAGCAGUUUUAAAGCUAAUUUCCUGCAAUCCUAAACAUUUUUCAUAUUUUGUGUGUUCAUAUGAUACCAGGAGUCGAAUCCCGAUCUAAUACAAAUAAAUAUAUAUUUAUACAGUGCAUUCGGAAAGUAUUCAGACCCCUUGACCUUUUCCACAUUUUGUUACGUUACAGCCUUAUUCUAAAAUUGAUUAAAUCGUUUUUUCCCCCUCAAUCUACACACUACCCCAUAAUGACAGCAAAAACAGAUUUAGAAAUGUUAGCAAAUGUAUUAAAAAUAAAAAACUGAAAUAUCACAUUUACAUAAGUAUUCAGACCCUUUACUCAGUACUUUGUUGAAGCAUCUUUGGCAGCGAUUACAGUCUUCUUGGGUAUGACGCUACAAGCUUGGCACACCUGUAUUUGUAGAGUUUCUCUCAUUCUUCUCUGCAGAUCCUCUCAAGCCCUGUCAGGUUGGAAGGGGAGCGUCGCUGCACAGCUAUUUUCAGGUCUCUCCAGAGAUGUUCGAUUGGGUUCAAUUCCGGGCUCUGGCUGGGGCACUGAAGGACAUUCAGAGACUUGUCCUGAAGCCACUCCUGCAUUUUCUUGACUGUGUGCUUAGGGUCGUUGUCCUGUGGAAGGUGAACCUUCACCCCAGUCUGAGGUCCUGAGCUCUCUGGAGCAGGUUUUCAUCAAGGAUCUCUCUCUACUUUGCUCCGUUCAUCUUUCCCACAAUCCUGACUAGUCUCCCAGGCUCUGCCUCUGAAAAACAUCUCCACAGCAUGAUGCUGCCACCACCAUGCUUCACCGUAGGGAUGGUGCCAGGUUUCUUCCAGACGUGACGCUUGGCAUUCAGGCCAAAGAGUUCAAUUUUGGUUUCAUCAGAGCAGAGAAUCUUGUUUCUCAUGGUCUGAGUCCUUUAGGUGCCUUUUGGCAACUCCAAGUGGGCUGUCAUGUGCCUUUUACUGAGGAGUGGCUUCCGUCUGGCAACUCUACCAUAAAGGCCUGAUUGAUGGAGUGCUGCAGAGAUGGUUGUCCUUCUGGAAGGUUCUCCCAUCUCCACAGAGGAGCUCUGUCAGAGUAACCAUCUGGUUCUUGGUCACCUCCCUGACCAAGGCCCUUCUCCCCGAUUGCUCAGUUUGGCCUGGCGGCCAGCUCUAGGAAGAGUCUUGGUGGUUCUAAACUUCUUCCAUUUAAGAAUGAUGGAGGCCACUGUGUUCUUGGGGACCUUCAAUGCUGCAGAAAUGUUUUGGUACCCUUCCCCAGAUCUGUGCCUCAACACAAUCCUGUCUCGGAGCUCUACCGACAAUUCUUUCGACCUCAUGGCUUGGUUUUUGCUCUGACAUGCAGUGUCAGCUGGGGUGUUAUGUGUAGAUUGAUGAAAAAAAAACAAAGAAUUUAAUCAAUUAUAGAAUAAGGCUGUAACCUAACAAAAUGUGAAAAAAGUCAAAGGGUCUGAAUACUUUCCGAAUGCACUGUAUAUAUAUUUUUAAGUUUCUGUGUUCGGAUCUGCCCGUGGUCUGCCUAUUGAGUUUGGGUGCUAUAGCUUGUUCUCCAUCUUCUUUAUAAAUAGUGAGCCAACAUGUUUUCAGCACUUUUAUUUCCAUGACUGAUCAAAACUUGUUUUCUCAUGGCUCUCUUGUCCCUCCGUAGCAUAUGUUUGGAACAUCGGAUCACAAUAAAAUUGCAGUAUUGAAUCACAAUACAUAUCGUGGGGCGGCAGGUAGCUUAGUGGGUAAGAGCGUUGUGCCAGUAACCGAAAGGUCGUUGGUUCUAAUCCCCGAGCCGACUAGGUGAAAAAUCUGUCUGUGCCCUUAAGCAAGGCACUUAACCCUAAUUGCUCCUGUAAGUCGCUCUGGAUAAGAGCGUCUGCUAAAUGACUAAAACAUGUAAAAAUGUGUCGGCACCUGAGUAUCGUAAAAAUAUCGUAUCACGGGGUCCCUUGCAAUUCCCAGCCCUACUGGCUGUCCUGGCUGAACCUGUAGGACCCUAUACUACUGCUCAAUCCCAAAUCCACCCCAACGCACUGUGUCACUUGUGGAGAUCUGAAAGCAUCUGAUUGGUAUAAGCAAUAUGAUGAAACUUCCACCCAGCCUAUCAGAGGACACGGUGGAGCUGUUUCCAUAUUGAUUGCAGCUGUCAGAUCCUCAUAGAUCUCCACAAGUGCUUUGGUUCAAGGUGUCCGUUUGGAGUUGUUGAUCAACAUCUGCAUUUGUGGGUGUAGGUUCUUAGAUAAUGGCAAGACAUUUUGGUUAUUUUGUGACAUUUGAGUUUGUAUGGCAUAAUUCUCAAGGGUAGGGGGAUCUGGCCUUAGUAGUAAUUUAGUAGACCUUGUCAUAUCGUCCAUGAAUCAUAUUCUUUGUUUUGAUUGCUUAAGAUAAGAGCUAGGCUAAAUGUAAGUUCCUGGUCAUGACUUUUUGUCAUUGGUUUAAAGUGGAAGUCCAUGCUGUCAUUUGUCCAAUUAUUGUCAGAUUACAGACAUAUUUUCUAUGAUAGGCAACGGCAUUAAUUUAAGUUCAUGUCGCCUUGUUUGAUGUUUUUGCUGCAAGUCUAGCAGUAGAAGUCGUCAGAGCUCAAAUCUAAUUUCUAAUGGCAUUCUAAUUCAUUUAAGUGAAGGCGUGUUUUUAGGAUUCGACUUUCUUGUCCGUCUUGGGCUUUGAAAGUGCCAUUGGCAAAAUUGUAAAUGCAGUUGCCUAGAUAAAUGACUGCCAUGAAUUUUUAUGUUUCUCUGGCUCGAUUCUGCUCAGAUUUCCUUAACGACCAAAUGUAAAGUAAUCACUUUACCCCAUUCAGUACAGCUGUAGCUUUGGUUAGCAUAGCGGAGGUGCAUAAAGAUGGCGGCCUCCAUGCACUUACCACAAAUGCCUUGUUUACCGAAAUUCUCUGUUAGACAUUGCUCUGUUACUCUUUUUUUUUUUUUUUUUUGGUAUCGGCACGUUAGCACAGAAUAUAUGAUCCCAAUUUAAGCUCCAAGACGCAUGCAAUUUGAAAAACCUAAAGUAGAUAGUGCUGAUUUACUGGCGCAAUGGACCAUGUCACGCGCCGUAGUUUUAAAAACUCCAUGGGUAGUGGUAAAACCAUGACGUCAUAUCUGAAUUCCAACAUCUUUAUGUACCAUCGACAUCGAAGCGCUAGUAGCUCAGAACAUGAGAUCAGCAUUAUUUCAGACAGAAGAUCUAGGGCUAAAAGGCCUCUCAUAUCCCAUAAUGUGAGAGAUGUGCAGCCAGCUUUUCAUCUGAACUCUUGAAACGGAAUUGCAUUGUAAUAAUGCUACUACAUUAGCAUGUGUGCUCAGGGUUAACAGGGGAGUUAACACUGCGGCGUCAUGGACGCGUAGCUUUUGCCAGCAUGAGCCACUUUUUCAGGUGUUUUUUUAAUUAUUGCAAACCGAACCAGAGUAUACAUUUACGCUGAGCAGCAUUAACCUCUCGCGGGUUUGACGUCACGAUGGGGAGUUAAAAUGGCUCCCAGGAUCUCUGAAAGUCCACUCCAUUCCCAUCCUCGUGUCUAAAGUUCCCUCCAGCUUUCAGUGGUCUAAAAUCCCCCUUUCUCCCUUCUCUGUAGCUUUAAGCCUGGACACUGACAUCCUCAUGUCUAAACCCUCUCUCCAUCUCUCCCACGCUGUAGCUUUCAGCCUGGACACGGAGCAGCCGGACUAUGACCUGGACACAGAGGACGAGGCCUUUGUGAACAAGCUGAAGAAGAAGAUGGAGAUCACCUUCCUGCAGUUUGAGGAGAUGAUCGACCGACUUGAGAAAGGCAGUGGGCAGCAGGUAAGCCUUGGAUGCUGCGUCCCAAAUGGCACCCGAUUUCCUAUAUAGUGCACUACUUUUAACGAUGGCCCUAUUUGCCCUUAUCUGGGCUUCCCCCCACCCUCAUAUCCCCAAUCACAUGUACUUGGCUUAGAUGGGAGAAGAGAGAGUAGCCUACAAUGGGGAAUCAUAGCAUCAGACUAGCAUCCUGUCCAGAGUGUGUACUGUCUUGAACAUAAAGUUGUCUCGCGCUACAGAAACAGGAGAUACUCUUACUGGAGUUACUCAUGGUAGCGUCUAUAGUCCUGGGAAUCCUGGGGACAAGUCAGGACAGUGACCCUGCCUCCUCCAAAAUGUGACCCCCUGCUCCUCCCUCCCCUCUUCCCCCGUCAGGCGGUGAGCCUGCAGGAGGCCAAGCUGCUGCUGAAGGAGGAUGAUGAGCUGAUCAAGGAGGUGUUUGACUACUGGACCAGGAAGAGGAAAAACAGCAAGCACAGCACGCUGCACCCCACUGUGAAGCAGGAAAAGAGGGACGGAUCCAGCACCUCAGACCCCUAUGUGGCCUUCCGCAGGAGGACGGAGAAGAUGCAGACCAGAAAGGUAGGAUCCCACCUCUAGAACAGGGCAUAUAGGGGCUAGUUGACCCAACCCAGGUAAACACUAAUGGCCUGUUUCCCGGACACUGUUAAAGUCUCGGUCAAUGGAAAUUCCCAUUGAGCAUGCUUUUUAGUUCAGGACUAGCCUGUGUCCAGGAAACUGGUCCCAAGUGUGUGGUAUGUACCAAUACGCCUACACAUUUCCAUUUCAACUAAAUAGAGGCCUACGCUAGGUUAUUGACAGCAGAUGACUGUCAAUUAAUGGUGAAAUUGUCCACCUCAGAACCGUAAGAACGAGGAGGCUGGGUAUGAGAAGAUGUUGAAGCUGCGAAGGGACCUGAGCCGAGCCGUCACCAUCCUGGAGAUGAUCAAGAGGAGGGAGAAGAGCAAGAGAGAGCUGCUGCACCUCACCCUGGAGAUUGUAGAGAAGAGGUGGGGACUACUCAUGGAGACAGAGGUUUUCAGAGUCAUGUUGCUAGGAUGCCAGCCAUCUUGGUCAGGAAAGCUUUCAAUUCUAGCAACUUUUCAAAUUAUGGUAGAAUAUAGUAUUAAACAAUGCAUUUGUAGAUGUAUCUGCUCAGUGUUUGUUAACUAGCUAGCCAACCAUGAAUUUGGCCUAUAGGAUCUCUGUGGUACUACUGUAUAGGAAUGGUUGCGAUACAUUUAAGAGUUGGCCUUAAAUAAUAAUAAAUAAAUAAUAUGCCAUUUAGCAGACGCUUUUAUCCAAAGCGACUUACAGUCAUGCGUGCAUACAUUUUUUAGUGUGUGGGUGGUCCCGGGGUUCGAACCCACUACCUUGGCGUUACAAGCGCAGUGCUCUACCAGCUGAGCUACAGAGGACCACAUGUCUUAAAACAUUAUUUUUUUACUGUAAAUUUAAGUAAGCUUGUGUAAAAAAGUAUUAUUAUCAUAAAGUCAAACUUUACGUUCAGUUCCAAAACUGAAUCGUUCAGUUCCAAAACAAUGUUUUAAAGUGGCUGACGAUUUGAUUGAGAUCCAGUUGUUUUUCAAAUGCUUGAUUAUAACUUGACUUUGACCUUUUCCCCUCCAGGAACGGCAUGUCCGACUUUGGUGGUGAGAUCAUGGCUGAAGUGCUGGCCCAGCGUGCUCUGGACAAGCCUGCCCAUAUUAUCCCUCUGGUGCCGCUGACCAACAGCAACCAGUACAGACAUCAGGACCACAUGGACCUCAAGGAGUACAAGUCCAAGGUGAGAGAGGGCAAAAGGGCGACAUCAAUGGCCCGUAUUCAUAUAGUGUCUCAUAGUAGGACUGCCAGCUCUAGGAUCAGUUUAGCCUUUUAGAGCUCGAUGAAUAAGAUUAUAUGGAGAAAGGAGGCCUGACCCUAGAUCAGCAGCUCUACUCUGAGAUACUUAGUGAAUACGUGCAAAUGUCUUGAAGGUUUUCUCCUAAAAUGUUAGACAGCAAGUGAGUGACAAUGUGUCUGGGUCCUUCCCUCCCUCCUAGCCGGAGAAGACAGAGGUCGUCAGGCAGAAGAGGAAGUAUGAGAAGAAGCCUAAAGUCUUACCCCUGUCAGCUGCUGCCCCCCACCACUCUGGCCCCUCUGUGUUCAACGCUAAGGAUGUCCACCAGUAUGACUUCCCCAGCUCAGACGAUGAGCUGCACUCCCAGGUAGGCAGAGCGGUUUGACUUGGCCUGCGUCCCAAAUGGAUCCCGAGGCACUUGGAGAUCUGAGAGGAUUUGAUUGGUAUAAGCAACACUACACAGCUGAUUCAAAUGAUCAAAGCUUGAUGAUUAUUUGAAUCAGUUGUGUAGUGCUAGGGCAAAAACCAAAAUGUGCACCCCUUGGGGUCCCGAUCACAGAGUUUGGGAAACCCUGACCUAGCCUAUCGGAGGGGAAGGUGGAGCUAUGGCUAUAUUAUUUUCACCUUACAAAUCUUCUCAGAUCUCCACAGGUGUUUACGGCUUAGGGGUCGCUUUAGGAUUGGGCCUUGGACAUCUGUGGGGGAAAUGUGUUAAUCAUAAAGAUGGCCCUGUUGGUGACCUGUGACUGACUGGUCUCUCUCCCUCUACUCUCCAGAUGCACUCAGGUUCUUCAGAAGCUGAGGAGGAGAAUGACCCAGAUGGUUCCUUUGCCUUCCGGAGGAAAGCAGGCUGUCAAUAUUAUGCUGUGAGUAUAGAAGAAUCCAUACGAUAACCUUACUGAACAUUUACACACAAAAAAAACAUUUUGUGGUCGGCAUACAAAAUACACAAUCAAUCAAUCAAUCAAUCAAUUAUAAUACAACUUAAUUCAAUACAGAAACACAGGAAAGUGAGCACACAUUCCCAUAUAGUCCCAGUGGCAUACUGUCUGACCAUGUAUCGUAACUCCUGUCAUGUCUUAUGUCUAAUGGCUCCUCCUGUGUCUGUCUGUCACCAGUCUCGGUUGGACCACGGGGGCAGCUGGCCGUGGGUCAGUCCGUCAGAGGGUGGUCUGGGAGACACUCGUUACCGCUACUGCCUCACCACCCUCACAGUGCCACCAUGCUGCCUGGGCAUGGCACGACGACGCCUGGGACGAGGGGGCAGGUAGGUUACUGCAGGGUAAAAGGGGCAAUCUGGGAUUCAAACAACAAAGCGGGUUUACCCCCGCCAAUGUUUUAGUAAACAGCUGAGUGAUGGGGCAGGAGAAAUGUAACCAGUCUCCAAUUCAUAGCUAUGCAUGCUAGUACUGACCAUACAUGAGAAUAUAAUUAUGGUUUUCUGGGACCAAUAGCAUGAAUGAUUUGCGUGGCUAACAGAAGGACCUAAACACUGUUCCCUCUCCUCUCUCCCUCAGGGUUUUGCUUGACAGGGCACACACAGACUUUGACAAUGUAUUUCAUGGGCUGGACUCGGAAAUGCUUGAUCUGCCGCCCCACUCUCCAGUCACAGACAAGUUUGCUAGUACCUCACAAACAAAUACCUCGGACAGAACCUCUUCUUCUUAUUCCUCCUCUUCUGCGGACCUCAGUCAGAUACUGUUGAACAUUAAGUCGAGCCGAUGGCGGCACUUUAGGCCCCGGACACUACCACUACAUGACGGGGACAACAUGGUCACAGACCCCUUGUUCAGGAGGCUGGGGAGGGGCCUGAGUCGCAUCACCUCUACACUGGCUGGCACCACUGGCCCCCUGAGAGGAGCUGGCCCCCCGGCCCCCACAGCUGGUGAGUAGGGCCCAGGGUUAUUCGCACUCACACAGACCGUUCCAUAGACACACACACACACACAUACAGUCCAUGUCUACACACGCAUGCACGCACAGAGUCCCAGAUCAAAGGCACUGAAUCAUGGUUUGUCUAGUUGCAGGAGCUGUAUAAAAUUUUAAAAAAGGAGCGACUCUUACUUUGGUAGGUUUUUGAGAAAGGUAAUUGGAAAGUCAUAAAAUUGAGACAUUGUGUUAGAUCAAUUAUCUUUUUCUCGCUCCCUGCCAACCCUGCUUUUGUGCCGCUGUCGGGGUGUGUGUGUGUUGAAUUUAAUGUCACUUCCCAAAUGGCACCCUUUGCCCUAUAUAGUGCACUAGGACCCAUAGAGUCUGGACAAAAGUAGUGCACUAUAUAGGGGGACAUUUGGGUCCUCCACUUAGUUGACCACCAGGGACAAAAAACAAUUUCUUGUUCCUUUUGUGGUGCGGACAAGGUGAUCAAUUCCUUUCUUAAUGAGUGUGACAUUUUGAAUGGCUGUAAUGUUUGGAAUUCAUGUGGCGUGGCCUUUCCCCUGGCCAGCAACAGUCAAUUAAAAAUGUGUGUGAUAAAUAUAUUCUGUGUGUGGAUGGACGGACGUGGAUGGGACGCUGCUCUGAAUAUAAAGUGUCGGUUGCAUACCAAAUGGCACCCUAUUCCCGAUAAAGGCCUUGGUCAAAAGUAGUGCACUAUAAAGUGAAUAAGGUGCCAUUUGGGAUGCAACCAUUGUCCUUUCUACUAUUCUCUGGGGCAUCAGUGUGAAUGAGUUCCCCAAUUGUCAAACUGUUUUCAUAGAGUAAUACCAUUUCACAAGCAUACAAAUUUAACCCUUUGUUGGCUCGAUGUCACUUCUCACAGUGAUCUCACGCAGAGGUGCUGAAACAUUUUUUUGUGUGCAAAGUUAAACAACUAAAACCAGAUAUAAAGUAUGUAGAAAAUAUAAUUUGGCCUAUAUUUUUUCAUAAGAUCAUCUUUGAGAGCUAAUAAUCACCAAAAUAAAAGCUAAACAGUCAGGGAGAAUCAAAAAUUCAAAAAAUAAUGCAUUCAGGAGUGUUUUUGUCAUGGCAUGGGUUUUGUUAUGUUUGAGUCACUCGGAUAGCAUAAGUAAUGGUAAAAUGUGUAGAAUUGCAGGAAAUGUGCUCCUGUGGCCAACAGGGCCUCUAAAAUGUUCUGUCGGCAACCGCACCAUGGGCCACGCCACGCCCACCUCCUAAGCCCCAUUUGAUCCAGAAAACCCCUCUGAAAUGUCAGCCUAUUGAUUUCUUCCAGAAUUUUCAUUGCAUGUCAGUUGAGUGAUUGGAAAGGGAUUUGUUUAUAUUGGAUGGCUUUGGUUUUAAAGAUGGACUGAUUUUGAUGGUACUGUAUAUUGCCUUUUGCAAUCUUUUUCUGGCUGUGUGAGUGAAUGAUCGAAUACUUUAUUGUCCUAUAGGGAAAUGUGUUGGUCGUGGGGCUAGGUUGGCCUCCUGAUCCUAAGGGUCAGUGCUGAGAGGGAAGAACACAGACUGGCUGCUGACCACCGCUGUGUGUAUCUCAGCUCAGGGCCUCAGUGAGAGUUAAAGCCAGGAGAUGGACCUACAGACAGGCCCUGUCUUCUGCCAUUCCCCCUAGUCCCUUAACACUCCUGGCUAUUACGUCCCCCACAGGCUGCAUCCCAAACGGCACCCUAUUCCUUAUAUAGUGCAGGGCUUGACAUUAACCAUUUAACCACUUGUCCUUUGGACUAGUAGGACAGUAUUUUUUUAUUUAUUUUUUUACUUGUCCAAAAGCUCAUUGUAUGAUUGAUGCAAGGAUGCCACUUUACAAAAAUAAAAUGCAUUAAUAUAUAUAUUUGUACCAUAGAAUCAGACAAAAAUGUUGGAUACACUCUGCCUAUUUGCUUCUUUGCUUAUUCAAGCUUGUCUCAAAAUCCAAUGCUCCCCUUUUAAGGCUUCUCCUAGAGGAUAGUUAGUGACCCUUGGUAGCCUGUAAAAUAUUGCAACAUUACAAUUACAGCCCCUCCAGGGCUCAAAAUUAAGGUCGUCCCUGGGCCGAUAAAUGUUACGGUUCAAAACAGACUCUGGGACGACAGAUCCAAAUUUCAUACAACCACUGCUCAUACAUUUUUUUUUACAAAAGCAUUGAGGCUGAUGCAACAGAUCAGACCGUUUAGCUUAAAAUGUUGAUAGUUUUAUUUCUUCAUAUUAUAACCUCAUCAAUGCACACAUGGCUAUAGGAUACACGCAAAUGUUCCAAAAUGCAAUAGCGGGAAAACGCCAUUCUCGAAAGCGCACCGCACGCGUGAGCGGUUUCAUGUGACAUAGAUGAAAUUAUCUGUUUAGAAAUUAACCUCUAUGGGAUCAGGGUCCCAUAUACGGGAGGGUUGAGCUAACGUGCGCUAAUGUGAUUAGCAUGACUCUUUGUAAGUAACAGCAAACUUUCCAGUACAUAGACAUGUCUUAUAUGGGCAGAAAGCUUAAAUUCUUAUCUAACUUCACUGUCCAAUUUACAGUAGCUAUUACAGUGAAAAAAUACCAUGCUAUUGUUUGAGGAGAGUGCACAACAACAAACUUAUCACGGCAACUGGUGUGAUACAUUCACCUCUGAAGGUAAAUAAUGUACUUCCAUUCAGUAAUCUUGCUAAGGGUCCCAGAGAUAAAAUGUAGCAUAGUUUUGUUUGAUAAAAUCUAUUUUCAUAUUCAAAUGUAGGAACUGGGUUCUACAGUUUGAACCCCUGCUGUCUCUGGCUCCAGAUCCGCCCCGCCCGGCCAUCUAGAUGUGUGAAAGUUAGUGUACAGUCGUGGUCAAAAGUUUUGAGUGACACAAAGUUCGCUGCUUCAGUGUUAUGAGAUAUUUUUGUCAGAUGUUACUAUGGUAUACUGAAGUAUAAUUACAAGCAUUCUAUAAGUGUCAAAGGCUUUUAUUGACAAUUACAUUAAGUUUAUGCAAAGAGUCAAUAUUUGCAGUGUUGACCCUUCUUUUUCAAGACCUCUGCAAUCCGCCCUGGCAUGCUGUCAAUUAACUUCUGGGCCACAUCCUGACUGAUGGCAGCCCAUUCUUGCAUAAUCAAUGCUUGGAGUUUUUCAGAAUUUGUGGGGUUUUGUUUGUCCACCCGCCUCUUGAGGAUCGACCAAAAGUUCUCAAUGGGAUUAAGGUCUGGGGAGUUUCCUAGCCAUGGACCCAAAAUGUUGAUGUUUUGUUCCCCGAGCCACUUAGUUAUCACUUUUGUCUUAUUGCAAGGUGCUCCAUCAUGCUGGAAAAGGCAUUGGUCGUCACCAAACUGUUCUUGGAUGGUUGGGAGAAGUUGCUCUCGGAGGAUGUGUUUGUACCAUUCUUUAUUCAUGGCUGUGUUCUUAGGCAAAAUUGUGAGUGAGCACACUCCCUUGGCUGAGAAGCAACCCCACACAUGAACGGUCUCAGGAUGCUUUACAGUUGGCAUGACACAGGACUGAUGGUAGCGCUCACCUUGUCUUCUCCGGACAAGGUGUUUUCCGGAUGCCCCAAACAAUCGAAAAGGGGAUUCAUCAGAGAAAAUGACUUUACCCCAGUCCUCAGCAGUCCAAUCCCUGUACCUUUUGCAGAAUAUCAGUCUGUCCCUGAUGUUUUUCCUGGAGAGAAGUGGCUUCUUUGCUGCCCUUCUUGACACCAGGCCAUCUUCCAAAAGUAUUUGCCUCACUGUGCGUGCAGAUGCACUCACACCUGCCUGCUGCCAUUCCUGAGCAAGCUCUGCACUGGUGGUGCCCCGAUCCCGCAGCUGCAUCAACUUUAAGAGACGGUCCUGGCGCUUGCUGGACUUUCUUGUGCGCCCUGACGCCUUCUUCACAACAAUUGAAGUUCUUGAUGAUCCGAUAAAUGGUUGAUUUAGGUGCAAUCUUACUAGCGGCAAUAUGUGAAGCCCUUUUUGUGCAAAGCAAUGAUGACGGCACGUGUUUCCUUGCAGGUAACCAUGGUUAACAGAGGAAGAACAAUGAUUUCAAGCACCACCCUCCUUUUAAAGCUUCCAGUCUGUUAUUCUAACUCAAUCAGCAUGACAGUGAUCUCCAGCCUUGUCCUCGUCAACACUCUCACCUGUGUUAACAAGAGAAUUACUGACAUGAUGGCAGCUGGUCCUUUUGUGGCAGGGCUUAAAUGCAGUGGAAUUUUUUUGGGGGGAUUAAGUUCAUUUUCAUGGCAAAGAGGGACUUUGCAAUUCAUCUGAUCACUCUUCAUGACAUUCUGGAGUAUAUGCAAAUUGCCAUCAUCAAAACUGAGGCAGCAGACUUUGUGAAAAUUAGUAUUUGUGUCAUUCUCAAAGCUUUUGACCACGACUGUAUAAGCUAAUGAGCCAUCAUGUAUGACAUUCCUGGGAGUGUGUAAACUUACAUUUUUGUAUGUUCUUUAUAGUUAUGUACUUGAAAAUGUAUCAAUUGACCAAUUUGGCACAUUUGGGCAGACUUGAUACAAAAUAGUCCAGUAUUGCAAUGCUUCACUGGAUCAAUUUGAAACUUUGCACACACACUGCUGCCAUCUCGUGGCCAAAAUCUAAAUUCUGCCUAAACUGCAAUAUUAUAUUGUGGCCUUUCUCUUGCAUUUCAAAUAUGUUUUUAUUAUCUUUUACCAGAUCUAAUGUGCUAUAUUCUCCUACAUUAAUUUCACAUUUCCACAAACUUCAAAGUGUUUCCUUUCAAAUGGUAUCAAGAAUAUGCAUGUCCUUGCUUCAGGUCCUGAGCUACAGGCAGUUAGAUUUGGGUAUGUCAUUUUAGGUGAAAAUUGAAAAAAGGCGUCCGAUCCUUAAGAUGUUAAGAGAGGAGAUCUAAAGAUUUAUCAACUAGCAUGGGUUACUAUGACUAGGCUGCUGCACAAGAAAAUAACAUUGAUUUGAAAAACAAUAGAACAUGAGAAAUUCUGGUUUCAAUGGCAUGAAGUGUUUCUAAAAGUACAAGGUAAGACAUGCUUCAUAAAAUGACAUAACGUUGCGGUUUUAAACAAUUCAGUUUAUGGUUAAAUAGUUUCUAAAUGCUUGACCGCCUGCGCUCAGAUUCAAGUUGGGUAAUGUGCGGUGCGCAACAGGCACUGUCCUUCACUCUCCGUUCUUGUGACCAUUUGAUCUGAACGAACUGUGCCUCCUACGUCGACAGAAUCAAGCCUUUAGACGUUAAUGUUAAUUAACCUUCAUUAUAUUUGUCAAACAUGACUGGCGUUAGCCUAUAUUUAUGUAAUUUAAAAGUUUAAUUAAAGUUUGGCUACGUUUUCUGGUGCCUCCCUCCUACAUUUACAUUUACAUUUUAGUCAUUUAGCAGACGCUCUUAACCAGAGCGACUUACAGGAGCAAUUAGGGUUAAGUGCCUUGCUCAAGGGCACAUUAACGUCAUUUAGCAGACGCUCUUAGCCAGAGCGACUCACAAAUUGGUGCGUUCACCCUAUAGCCAGUGGGAUAACCACUUUACAAUUUGGGGGGGGUUAGAAGGAAUACUUUAUCCUAUCCCAGGUAUUCCUUAAAGAGGUGGGGUUUCAAAUGUCUCCGGAAGGUGGUGAGUGACUCCGCUGUCCUGGCGUCGUGAGGGAGCUUGUUCCACCAUUGGGGUGCCAGAGCAGCGAACAGUUUUGACUGGGCUGAGCGGGAGCUGUGCUUCCGCAGAGGAAGGGGAGCCAGCAGGCCAGAGGUGGAUGAACGCAAUGUCCUCGUUUGGGUGUAGGGACUGAUCAGAGCCUGAAGGUACAGAGGUGCCGUUCCCCUCACUGCUCCAUAGGCAAGCACCAUGGUCUUGUAGCGGAUGCGAGCUUCAACUGGAAGCCAGUGGAGUGUGCGGAGGAGGGGGGUGACGUGAGAGAACUUGGGAAGGUUGAACACCAGACGGGCUCCUGUCAGCAUCGGUUUGGACAUGAGGCUGUAGGGUUUUUUAUUUAUGUACAUGAAACAUUUAUUUGAAUAUUAUUCAAAUCUUGGCGCCUCUGAUCAAAUUCUGAUCCAAGUAAUUGUUUGAUAUUGUGAUUAUUCUUCAAUUCGUUUUUUUACUUGUCCAUGGACAACUUAAAUCUAUAUUAUUUUUGUCCGAAAAGAGGACGAGAGUUAAGGUUGAGCCCUGUAGUGCAUGGAUGGGCCUUGGUAAAAAAUAGUUCUCUAAAUGCAUUCGGAAAGUUUUCAGACCCCUUUUUCCACAUUUUGUUACGUUACAGCGUUAUUCUAAAAUUGAUUUAAAUAAAAAUGUUCUCAUCAAUAAACACUACUCAUAAUGACAAAUUAAAAACAUACCUUAUUUACAUAAGUAUUCAGACCCUUUGCUAUGAGACUCAAAGUUGAGCUCAGGUACAACCUGUUUCUGUUGAUCAUCCUCAAUGUUUUUACAACUUUAUUGGAGUCCACCUGUGGUAAAUUCAAUUGAUUGGACAUGAUUUGGAAUGGCACACACCUGUCUAUAUAAGGUCCCACAGUUGACAGUGCAUGUCAGAGCAAAAACCAUGAGGUCGAAGGAAUUGUCCGUAGAGGUCAGAGACGACAGGAUUGUGUCGGCACAGAUCUGGGGAAGGGUACCAAAACAUUUCUGCAGGAUUGAAGGUCCCCAAGAACACCGUGGCCUCCAUCAUUCUUAAAUGGAAGAAGUUUGGAACCACCAAGACUCUUCCUAGAGCUGGCCGCCCGGCCGAACUGUGCAAUCGGGGGAGAAGGGCCUUGGUCAGGGAGGUGACCAAGAACCCGAUGGUCACUGACAGAGCUCCUGGAGAUGGGAGAACUUUCCAGAAGGACAACCAUCUCUGCAGCACGCCACCAAUCAGGCCUUAAUGGUAGAAUGGCCAGAUGGAAGCCACUCCUCAGUAAAAGGCACACGAAUGCUUGCUUGGCGUUUGCCAAAAGGCACCUAAAGGACUCAGACCAUGAGAAACAAGAUUCUCUGCUCUGAUGAAACCAAGAUUGAACUCUUUGGCCUGAAUGCCAAGCGUCACGUCUGCAGGAAACCUGGCACCAUCCCUAUGGUGAAGCAUGGUGGUGGCAGCAUCAUGCUGUGGGGAUGUUUUUCAGCGGCAGGGACUGGGAGAAUAGUCAGGAUAGAGGAAAUGCCCAGCCAGAGCCCGGACUUGAUCUGGAGAGACCUGAAAAUAGCUGUGCAGCGACGCUCCCCACCCAACCUGACAGAGCUUAAGAGGAUCUGCAGAGUAGAAUGGGUGAAACUCUCGAAAUACAGGUGUGCCAAGCUUGUAGCAUCAUACCCAAGAAAACUUGAGGCUGUAAUCGCUGCCAAAGGUGCUUCAACAAAGUACUGAGUAAAGGGUCUGAAUACUUUUUAAUACAUUUGCUAAAAUUUCAAAAACGGUUUUCGCUUUGUUAUUUUGUGUAGAUUGGGGGGGGGGGGGGGGCAACUUAAUCAAUUUUAGAGUAAGGCUGUAACGUAACAAAGUGGAAAAUAUUAAGGGUAUGACUACAUUCAUAAUGCACUGUAUAGGCAAUAGGGUGCCAUUUUGGGAUGCAUCCCAUAUUGAUGUGACCUGUUCUCUGUGUCUCCUGCAGCUUUUAACGCCCAACAAUACCAGCAGCAUCAGGAGCAACUGGCCUUGAUGCAGAAACAGCAGCUGGAGCAGAUUCAACAGCAACUGCAAGCCAACACCACCACUACCACCAGCACACAGGUUAGUUAGCCCGCUCUCUGACCUGGGUAUUCUCAAAGUGGCUCAGAAUACGAGCGCUGCUCCAGGAUCCGUUUUUCCUUUUAGAUCAUAAUGAAUAAGAUUCAAUGGAUAGGAGAGGGACCUGGUCCUAGAUCAGCACUCCUAAUCUGAGAUGUUUGAUACAGCCCCGUGACCUCUCUCCUCUCUCUGUCCAUCAGUUUGUGUUUUUAGCAUGGUGGUAAUAUGUUGUUCUCCUCUCUUACAGGUUUUGGUGUCCAAGACAUUAGAUUUAGCCAGUGCCCAGUUUGCUGCCUCUGCCCUGGUGACCACAGACCAGCUGCUGGCCUUGAAGACCAAGGAUGAGGGAGGGCCGGUCAACGGGGUCCUUCCACCCUCAGGUUAACACUGCACCCAAGCAUUUGUUGUGGUCAGGUCAUUAUUGUAAAAUAAUAUCAAUGCCUUUGCCUAGUUAAAUAAAUAAACUACUUUUUUAAAGCAGAGCAUCAAAGAAAAGAGAAACUCGCACAUUGCAUUUGCCAGUAUCACUUUGGACUUUGAAAGCUCUGACGAAGGCCAUGAGGCCGGUAUGUAAGCUGAAUAAACACAAGUGAAUCCGGUAAGCGCAGUGUGCAAGUUUCUUUUCUUUCAAGAUAUCAUCAAAUUAUUCCCACGCACCUUCAAGUAACCUCAGAUGUGGGCAAGUGCGUUUCCAAUUAAACGCAGGGCUUUCACAGAAUCAAACAUAAAAGGUUGGAACUGAUCAAAGUGGAAACUGCUUGUAUAGCUUCUGCUAGGACCAUGCAGAUGUAGUGAUUUGUUUUCUGUCUUCCCUUUCCACAGGUGUCUACAAGGGCUUGCACCUCACUAGCACAGCAUCCCCGUCGCCUGCUGCCCCCACCUCCACCCCUAGCCCUCUGACCACCACCCCCUCCUCCCCCUUCCUGUUGCCCAGCACCAACAACAACAACGGCACUCCCCACACACAUGCUGCCAACUCCACCACCACUCAGGUCCUGAUGGGGAACAACAACCUCCGUCUGAGCAUGUCCUCGCCUGGGGGCCUCCUCACCAAGCGCCACAUACCCCGGACGCUAAGCCACGCCCACGUCGCCGUGUCGUCAUCUGCCUUAAAGCUGGCUGCCACCACUAACUGUCAAAUGCCUAAGAUCUCCACCAACACACCGUCAAUGGACAUGGUGCCAAGGUGAGAGAGGGGGAGGAACUGGAUGAGUGUGUCUGUGUUUCCAAAUGGCACCCUACUCCUUUUUAUAGUGCACUAUUCACCAGGGCUCUGAUGGGGCUCUUGUCUGAAGUAGUACGCUAUAUAGGGAAUAGGGUCCAUUUGGGACACUGAGUAAGUGUAGAGAAAUUGACCAUUACACAGUGUUCAGACAACCGUAGCUUACACUGCUGAUUCAGGAACAUUACGUGAGUGAGUCAAUAUUGAUGUAGAUUUUACUGAACAGUCUCUGAUUUUGAUUUGUCCGUAUUUUCUCCACUUGCCUCCAGGGAAAAUCGGGAUCAAGACAAGCCAGCACUAAACAGCAUUUCGGACAACACAGUGGCUAUGGAGGUCACGUAACCUCCGAACACGGACAGGACUGUGGGCUCAGCCGAGAACUCAUUUAGGUGCUAUGCAUCGUAGAGUUGUGAAUGCAAGGAAGGGGCAGUGGAAUGCGCACACGGCAUACAACGCUGUCUCCAUGGCAACUGUUGGGACUUAAUUGCAAUGGUCGUCUCGUACUUUUUUCAUUUCCUAUUUGUUACUGUUGAUAAGAAAUAUCAACAUCUGUAAUUAUGAAUAUGGCAAUUAUAUGUACAGAACCGCAUAUUUGUAAUACCCCCCCUCCCCCCUUGUAUAUAACAUUACUUGAAUACAGAAAUUGUUCAUUUGAUGUUUUGCACUUGGGAUAAAAUAAAAGACAAACUGCAACUGGUUCGAGUGUGAGGUGGGUGUGAGUUGUACAACAGUGUCAUCACGUCAGUGCAUGGUGUGGAACCUGCUGUUUUAUCUAUUUAUUGUGCUGUGUUUACAGUUAUUAUAAUUUGGUUUUGUUCUACGUUAUUUUGUUUUGGUACACUGUACCCUCAUUGGUUCCCGUGUUGUAGUCUGUUUAGGUAGCUAUUAACCUUUCUGUAUUUUAUGUAUAUUGUGAACAUAACCAGGGGGUCCUCCCUCGAAGAUUCCUGGUUGUUGGUUCAUUGUAUCAUGUGGAAACAAAUGGUGACAUGCAUUCAUACAGAGUUGGUGGGUGUGGAUUUAAGGCAUCGGUUUGUCAGUCAGAGGGUAAUCACUUAAGAUCUUCCAUUUUAAUUUGUUCAUGAGACAAGUAACAAAAUGGGAAUGAAGUCUGUUCCUAGAAGUCACUGCUGCUUCUGACUUACCUAAGCACUAUUUUUGUUUUGAAUUAAUGCUGCUUUUCUAUGAUUUAGGUCUCUGGUUUGUUUUCACAUCAGUACCUUUUUUUUUUAAAGAUCCCUUCUCCAAUUAUUUUGUGAAAAAUGUAGUUAUUUUUGUAUCCCCUUCUGUUUUUGAUAAUGAUUGUAUGUUCCUCAUUGAAAGACUUCAUUAUUUUGUUACUUGUUGAUUUAAAUGCGAUAAGGUAGAAGAAUGUAGUAACAGCUUGAUUACAUGUAUCAUUCCAGUUUAUACAUAACAAGAAGGAAAUGUAUAAAAAGGCAGAUUUCUUUGCUUUUAGAAUAAUAUUUCUCCAGAACGCUGCGAGGCCAAGAUGAACCACAAGUAUCGGGUGCCUUCCUUUGGAAAUACA
Coregonus sp. 'balchen' is the source of this 32521-nucleotide messenger RNA. Lineage: Eukaryota; Metazoa; Chordata; Actinopteri; Salmoniformes; Salmonidae. The record is from the annotation of a GenBank genome assembly.